Messenger RNA from Phlebotomus argentipes, 1333 nucleotides. RefSeq lists its product as uncharacterized. Gene Ontology annotation, molecular function: protein binding. Gene Ontology annotation, cellular component: SCF ubiquitin ligase complex. The record is from RefSeq and is a predicted model, not a curated record. Gene Ontology annotation, biological process: SCF-dependent proteasomal ubiquitin-dependent protein catabolic process. The transcript is spliced from 2 exons. The coding region runs from base 88 to 1311 and encodes 407 amino acids. NCBI's taxonomy places the organism in Eukaryota, Metazoa, Arthropoda, Insecta, Diptera, Psychodidae.
AGUGACAGUCAGAGAGAAAAGUAGCGUCCAUCGAGGCUCGUGAAGAAUUUAAGCUAUUUCUACAAGAACGCGAAAAAGGACAAGAAGAUGGAAAUAUCGCUGUGCAAGUUGAUGAAGCGUUUCAAGAAUACGACUGAGGCAAUUGACGAGACGCAGUCAAUUUUGAGGCUGAACUACGACUGCUUAUUUGAAAUCUUCUCUUACCUGGAUAUCCGGGAGCUAAUGAAAAUGGAGAUGGUGUGUCAGUGGUUUAAGGAAGUUGCUGAGAUGGUUUAUAAGACGAAACGACUUCUAUGGUUGAUGACCAGUGUCGAAAAAUUCAGUGAGGAAGAAACUCAGGACAUAUCAAUGAGAAUCGGUCCGUACGUCCGCACUUUAAUGGCAAAUUGCAAUAACUUUGAAAAUGUGUAUGAAGGUCUUAAAUCCUUUCUGAGCAACUUCAGAAAUUUGAGACAGCUUCGUCUUCGGAGAUUAGACUGUUUUAUGAAAAAAUCAUCUGAGCUCGAAUUGGCGGAAUGCUUGCGAAAACCGACGCAGUUGAAGACGCUCAAUCUACGUGGUAACAGCGAACUCCGCGGACAAUUCCUACCGGAAUUACAGAAUAUUCAGGAGAUUGAUUUAACCUGCUGCGGCUAUAUUCAAGCUUCUUACUUUGAGCUGUUCCUCAGUCGCAAUCAGGGUCUGACUAGCCUCAACAUAGAGAACUGUAAAUUCAUCACUUCCGCGUGCCUUGCUGCGAUUGCGAAACUUCAGAACCUGCGGAGUCUAGUGAUCAACAACAGCUAUAGAAAUGAUAAUGCAUCUAGCAUUUCUUUGCUCGGCGACUUGCCUUGCUUAAAGGAUUUAGCGAUUUCUAAAUGGGUCGAGCCUUUGGAAUUCGUAUGUGCCUCAACACGUAAACUGCAUUCCUGCCUUACCUCUUCCUUUUCCAAGUUAAAGAAGCUGGAGUUCCGACAGUGGAAAAAAGGGCUAAAUGCCAACAUACUGCUUCAGUUGGCAUGCAAAAACACUAUUGAAGAGCUACACUUUGCAUAUUGUAAACUUACCAAUGAUCUCCUCAUAGCAAUAAUCGGAAACUACCAAAAAUUACGGCUUCUGCAUAUUCGUGGACGCUAUAAAAUAACAGAUGAUCUUAUCAGAGGAAUCUUGCCGCUUUUGUCCGAGAGAGUCGAGCCACUCAAAAUUGCCGCAGAGAAAUUUCAACUAUCACCUGAGAUCGACAGCUUCAUCAGUAAUGAGAAACUUAAGAUAAUUCAGUUAACUCAAGAUAGCAAUAAUAGCGAUGUAAUUUGUUGGUUUUUUAGAUGGUAGAGAUUAAAAAUUUAUUCAUUAA